CGUUUGGUUAGAAAACGGUCUGUUACAAACACACCGGUGUCAGGGGAUAUCUGCAGUUUGCUUUAUCUAAGUCCAGGUUACCUCCUCAACUCCCAAGCAAGCAGCCAUGACAUCUAAAGGUGCCAAAGAAAGCAUCGUCACCAGGUUGGGUUUCAAAUCCAGCAGCUCUGGCUCCAAGGCUGAGGCAGAGCUGGAGAAAGUCAGAAAGGAGAAUGCUCACCUCAGGAAAAAGAUUGAUGAGAUGGCCAAACGACACAUCAAACCACCCGACUCAGAAAAAAGCAAGCUGCUGGAGAGGAUUCUUUCCCUCGAGACGCUGCGGGAGAGAAACAAUCAGCAAUUGCUCAUUAAAGAGCAGGAACUAGAAACAACGAGACAGCAACUGUCAGCUAAAGGAGGAGAGGUGGUAGCGUCACUGCAGGCCCAGCUGGAGCAGCGGAGGAAGGAGGCCGAGCAGAAAGACGCGUUGUUCCAGAAUUUGUCCCAGGAGACGGGGAACCUGAAAAACCAGCUGGCCACUGUUUCUGCCCGGUGCCAGUCCCUGGAAACACAGGCGGUGAAUGGACCGUUACCUUCAGCCGAUUUGGCAUUGGUGCAAGAUCAACUGAGAGACGCUCUUGAGAAGAACCAGCAGUGGCUGAUGUACGACCAGCAGAGAGAGGCCUACGUCCAGUCCAUCCUUGCCCGCUCGCUGGAGCUGGAGCAGCAGCUGGCCCCGGCAAAACGGCAACAAACUAAACAAGAGGCCACUUCACUUGCUCCUGCCAGCUCUGCAGGUCCAGAAAAAGACGUUGAGCUGAAGAGCCACUAUGAGCAGUUGCUUAUGGGGUUACAGAAAGACCUGGAGAGGCAAAAAGAUCAAGUUACCCAAAGCCAACAGGAGCUCGAUGUGCAGAGGGAACAGACCUUGAAAGUUCAGGCCGAGCUGCAGUCUCAGAAGGAGCGGGUCUCCAGGCUCCAGGAGGAGAUGUCGGCUCUGCAGAGCAGGUAUGAGGACAAGUGCAGGGAUCUGUCGACCUUUCUGAGGCAGUACGAAGAGAAGAGCAAAGAGUUGGAGGAGGCCAAGAUGCAGCUGCAGGCAGAGCGACUCGGCAACAGACAUGCCGCGUGUGAAGAGAGAAAGGCGUUGUCUGAGCGGUCAGACAGGAUGAGAAUGGAAUUGGAGAAUAUGGACAUCAGAUUGGAGGAGGAGAGGAAGAGAUCCGCUGAACUUCUACUGCAGGUGAAUAUGCUGCAGAAGUCUCUUCUGAGCCAAAAUGAAGAACAGAGGAGACUUGCCGCGCUGGAGCAACAGAAUCAAAAGUUCUCUGACUUUGUGGACAAACAGACUGGAUACAAGACUAAAUGCAUGCUCACUUUCCCUCUGGUCACUGACAAAGAGUGCCUUGGAGUCUGCAUGGCACUAAACAAAAUAGGAGCUGACGCGUUCAAUGAUCAGGAUGAGCUUCUCUUCCACAAGUACAUGAACUUUGCCCAAGUCAUCGCCCUGCAGCAUUACACAAACUACAUGUUCAAUGUGGAGUCCAGAAGGAGUCAGGUGCUGCUGUGGUCGGCCAGUAAAGUGUUUGAGGAGUUGACAGACAUUGAGAGACAGUUUCACAAAGCGCUCUACACUGUAAGGAUCUAUCUAAAUUGCGAACGAUACUCGGUGGGCCUGUUGGACAUGACCAAAGAGAAGGAAUUCUAUGAUGAAUGGCCGGUGAAACUGGGAGAUGUUGAACCCUAUAAAGGACCAAAAACACCAGACGGCAGGGAAGUCAUCUUUUACAAGAUCAUUGACUACCUCCUGGAAGGCAAAGAAGAAAUCAAAGUCAUACCUGGUCCGCCUGCAGAUCACUGGGCUCUAGUUAGCGGCCUACCGACCUACGUUGCAGAGAACGGCUUUAUUUGCAACAUGAUGAACGUGGCUGCAGAUGAUUUCUUCACGUUCCAGAAAGAGCCUGUGGAUGACACAGGUUUUGUCAUCAAGAAUGUCUUGUCGCUGCCUAUUGUCAACAAGAAGGAAGAAAUUGUGGGCAUUGCCACCUUCUUCAACCGGAAAGACGGCAAGCCAUUUGAUGAACACGAUGAACAGAUCACUGAGGCCCUAACUCAGUUCUUGGGUUGGUCGGUGCUGGUCUGCGACACCUACGACAGGCUGAACCGCGUGGAGUACAGGAAAGAUAUCGCCCAGGAGAUGCUCAUGUAUCAGACCAAGUGCACCAAAAAUGAGCUGCAGUCCAUUCUGAACACCAAUGAGAAGUUUGACGCAGAACCCGAAGACUGCGAACCGAAAGAAAUGUACAAACUGUUGAGAGCCACCUGCCCGCCAGCCGACAACGUCAACGGAGAGAAUCUGUACCUGUUCUCCUUCAGUGAUUUCCCCGUAUCAGAGUUUGACCUCAUCAAAGCCGGCAUACGCAUGUUCUUUGAGCUCGGCGUUGUUGAAAAGUUUAAAGUUCCUCCAGAGACAUUGACCAGGUGGAUGUACACCGUGAGGAAGGGUUACCGUUCCAUCACCUACCACAACUGGAGGCACGGCUUUAACGUAGGCCACACCAUGUUCUGCCUGCUGCAGACAGGGAGGCUGAGAAAGUACUACUCCGAUCUAGAUGCCUUUGCCAUGGUGGCUGCUGCUUUUUGCCACGAUAUUGACCACAGAGGGACCAACAACCUCUACCAGACGAAGAGUGCACAUCCUCUAGCUAAACUCCAUGGCUCUUCCAUCAUGGAAAGACACCAUUUGGAGUACAGCAAGACGUUAAUGGCUGAAGAGACCCUGAACAUCUUCUGCAACCUCCAGAAGCGUCAGUUUGAGCAUGUGCAGCAUUUGUUUGAUGUCUGCAUCAUCGCCACUGAUCUGGCCCUUUACUUCAAAAAGAGAACCAUGUUCCAAAACAUUGUGAAUGCCACAGAGCCGAUGGCAGAAGAAAAGAUGGCCAUUGAAUACAUUUCCAACAACCCCACCAGGAAGGAAAUCGUGAUGGCCAUGAUGAUGACAGGUUGUGACUUGUCAGCUAUCACAAAACCCUGGGAAGUACAGAGCAAGGUGGCUCUGAUGGUCGCUGCUGAAUUCUGGGAACAGGGAGAUUUGGAGAGAUCUGUUUUGGACCAACAACCAAUUCCCAUGAUGGACAGAAACUGUGCCGAACAGCUACCCAAGAUGCAGUGUGGUUUCAUCGACUUUGUGUGCUCAUUUGUGUACAAGGAGUUCUCCAGGUUUCACAAAGAGAUCCAGCCCAUGUUUGACGGUCUGAACAACAACAGGGCACACUGGAACGAGCAGGCUGAGGUAUACAACGCGAAGAUGAAGCUCAUUGAGGAUCAAAAGAAGAAACUGGAAGAAGAUGAAGCCAAAAAAGCUGGAGGCGGAGACGCAAAGUCAAAAACCUGCACCAUCUGCUAAGUUCCUUCGGUGCUUGGAUCUGGACUGAUGCGGUCUGGUUAGGACUAAUCUAGGCUAUUCUAGCCUAUUCUGGUCUGACAACUAGUCUAGUUGGGGCUUGACUAAGCAAGUUUGGUCCGGUCUGAUCUACACCAGCAUAGUUCUCUCUGGUUAGGGGCUGUCCAGACCUGUUUGGUCUGGUCUAGUUCAUUCUCGCCUAUUUUAGUCUAGUGUAGUCAGGUCUGGUCUGCAGUCCAGUCUACAGUCCGCCUAACUAUUCUCCAAGGAUCGAAGAGUCAAAAACAAGAAGAAGUAAUGUUUGGACACUGACUGCGAGAGAAGCCUUUUUGACUCAGAAGACAUGAUGUAUUUGAAACUUCCUACUUCAACACAGCCAUGAACUUUAAAAACAUAUAUACAUGGACAACAUAUAUUUCUGUUUAACAUAGCAAUAAUCCAAACAUUCAUGACAUGUAUGGUUUAAUCCAUGGUUGGAUAAGCUCAGCUGCUGUAAGCAAAUGUUCCAAGUCAAAGUCUUCAGUAUAAAUAGCUCAACUAGGUGACAGCAUGUGCUGCAUGUGGGGUGUAUACAUGCCAAAGCAAUAGUUUCCUCACAGUUCCUUUUGGCAGUCAGUAUUAACCACACAGUAUAGUAGUUCUGUACGUAGUGCACGAUACACUCAACUCAGCUGCUGCUGUUUUGGCAGUGGCAGGCCAUGUGUGAGUGUGGGUGGGCAGGGACAAGGAUCAAAGGAAUGGGGUUAGUAGUCUUGUUUUGGUUAAGAGUUCAAAUAGCUUGAGUCGUGGAAUUAUUUUCUUGAACACGAGAGCAGGAUCUGUUAUUGCUGUAUGACAACUCUUUGAAACUCAGAUACAGCGUGCAACAACGUGCAAUCUGAUGUCCCUUACCUCAAAAGGCGCUAAUGAGUUGGGUGAGGGUAUAUGUAUUUUAAUAUGCAAUUUAUCUAUAUAUGCUUUUUUUGAAGUCUUCGUCUAACAAUUUUGUACUUAAACCAUCUUCACGGAUGGAGAGUUUUAGACGAGCUUGGGCGUUUGGAAACUGUGAACAAAUGUACGCUAAAGUCACAUGCAGGCAUCAGGAAAAUGUGUUGAAGUUGUGCAACGUUAUUGUCAGCUUUGAAAAACACCUGUGAGCUGUUGUCCUUGUGGCCAACAACCUGGAAAAAUAACUAAAAUAAUAAUAACAUGCAUUAUAAUUACACCAGUGUUUAGAGCAAAAUUACAAUUCCAUAUUGAUACAAAACAUCCAUGAUUUUACAUGUAUAUAGUUUAUAGAUAUUAUAAAAUGUAAAUUGUGUAAACUUAAGAAUAACUAAUAACUGUUUUGAAGGAUGUACAGUAAAAGCAACCUUUGCUGCUUGUAAGGAGUCACAGUCAGUCAAACAGGGAACAGCAGAUCACCUCUCUUGUAAGAAGAUUGGAUAGGAUUUGAUCUGAUUGCCAGCCAGUGUUUGAGAUCCACAUUGAUUUAGACUUUAAAUACCCUUCUUACAGAAGAGGUGAAGCAGGCUACUAAAGCCUUGUAUGGAUAUGCAGACAAUUUGUGUUUCAAAUGUGGCAGAUACAGCUAUGUCAUCAUCUGAUGUUAUGGUGGUACAGGCCAACGCCUCUUCUUCCCUGAUGCAACAGUGAAUCAUGCAUUAACUGCUGUUUGAUGUCCUGUCAGUGUGAAUCUCCAUGUAUACCUGAAUAGGAUUUGAUCUGGUCCCCCCCCCCCUCCCCCCAACUUCCUGUUACACAAUGUCAUCUCCUCCUAUCAACAGCGCAUCACUCAAAGGCACUUAAUCCUAUCAGAAUGGCUUUGGGACUACCUGGAAACUCCUUUUCUGCUGCUUUGAGGUGAAGUGAGAAGCUAUUGUGGUCACUGGAGGCAAAACUGUGCAAACACAUUUACUGUUUAAGUGAUGUGUUUUAUUUAUUUGACCAUGGAUUUACCUCAUUCCUGCUGUACACAUUGUAUAUGAAUGGUUACACCACCAGUUCUGUCUCCAGUGAUAAGAAUGACCCCUCGCUUUUUCCUUUUUUGAGAUAUCAAAUAAUACGCUUUCUACUUAUCCCAUCAACUGUCUUUCAGACAUUAGAAAUCUAUCAUUUGACGUACGAGAUGACUAUGUAUGUAUGUGUCACGAGAUGUAAUAUGUGUAAGCAAAUAAAAGAAUUUAUGAAAGUGUAA
Messenger RNA from Etheostoma spectabile (orangethroat darter), 5558 nucleotides. It is a transcript of the gene pde6c, whose product is annotated as phosphodiesterase 6C, cGMP-specific, cone, alpha prime. Lineage: Eukaryota; Metazoa; Chordata; Actinopteri; Perciformes; Percidae. Gene Ontology annotation, biological process: signal transduction. Bases 107 to 3385 code for a protein of 1092 amino acids. The record is from RefSeq and is a predicted model, not a curated record. The transcript has 31 exons. Gene Ontology annotation, molecular function: protein binding; 3',5'-cyclic-nucleotide phosphodiesterase activity.